GGCACCCCUCGUCUUGCAUUUCCUUCUCUCUUCCCCCUUUUUUGUGCCCUUUUUAACUUCAUACGAAGGAAGAAAGAAAUGUUGUAAGCAUUCUCUGAUUCUCUCUCUCUCUCUCUCUCUCUCUCCCCUAUUGCCUUGUACUCCAAGCCAGAUCUCUCUAUAGAACCCCGUGAUCGGCUCUUGUGUUCUAUCUCAAUCGGUUGUACUGUGAUGGCGGAAGGAGGUGCUGUUGCGAUGGAGCAGAGGCCCAAGACGAAGAUCGUCUGCACGCUCGGUCCCGCUUCCAGAUCCGUCCCCAUGGUCGAGAAGCUUCUCCGCGCCGGCAUGAACGUCGCUCGAUUCAACUUCUCCCAUGGUUCCCACGCUUAUCACCAGGAAACCCUCGAUAAUCUCCGUCAGGCCAUGUCCAACACUGGCAUCCUCUGCGCCGUCAUGCUCGACACCAAGGGUCCAGAGAUUCGAACCGGAUUCUUGAAGGAUGGAAAACCUAUUCAGUUGAAACAAGGCCAAGAAAUCACCAUAUCCACCGACUACGAACUGAAAGGCGACGAGGACAUGAUUUGCAUGAGCUACAAAAAGUUGGCGGAGGACGUCAAACCGGGAAUGGUGAUUCUCUGUGCCGACGGUACAAUCUCGUUGACCGUCCUGUCUUGCGACAAAGAAAACGGUCUGGUCCGUUGCAGGUGUGAGAACUCUGCCAUGCUUGGUGAGAGGAAGAACGUAAAUCUCCCUGGUGUUGUCGUGGAUCUUCCGACGCUGACCGAGAAAGAUAAGGAAGAUAUUCUUGGAUGGGGAGUUCCCAAUCAGAUCGACAUGAUUGCUCUGUCUUUUGUCAGAAAAGGGUCGGAUCUUGUCCAAGUCCGGAAGCUACUCGGGAAGCAUGCCAAGAACAUUCUUCUCAUGUCAAAGGUUGAAAACCAAGAAGGUGUGGCGAAUUUCGAUGACAUCUUGACGAACUCGGAUGCGUUCAUGAUAGCGAGAGGAGAUCUCGGUAUGGAAAUCCCAAUCGAGAAGAUAUUCUUGGCGCAGAAGGUGAUGAUCUACAAGUGCAACAUCCAGGGAAAACCUGUGGUCACGGCUACUCAAAUGCUGGAAUCCAUGAUCAAAUCGCCCCGACCCACGAGGGCCGAAGCCACGGACGUCGCCAAUGCGGUCCUUGAUGGCACGGACUGUGUAAUGCUCAGCGGGGAAACGGCGGCUGGAGCAUAUCCAGAGCUAGCCGUCCGUACAAUGGCCAAGAUUUGCGUCGAAGCCGAGAGCACGAUCGAUUAUGGAGACGUAUUCAAGAGGAUCAUGCAGCACUCGCCGGUACCGAUGAGCCCGCUCGAGUCACUCGCCUCCUCGGCAGUCAGGACCGCGAACUCGGCCCGAGCCACGCUCAUUCUGGUCCUAACCAGGGGAGGAAGCACGGCCAGACUCGUUGCCAAGUACAGACCGGGCAUUCCCAUAUUGUCGGUCGUGGUUCCGGAGAUCAAGACCGACUUGUUCGACUGGUCGUGCAGCGACGAGUCGCCGGCAAGGCACAGCCUCGUGUUCCGAGGCCUGGUCCCGGUUCUGUACGCGGGGUCCACGAGAGCAUCGCACGACGAAUCGACCGAGGAGGCGAUCGAGUUCGCGACUCAGUACGGGAAACAGAGGCAGCUCUGCAAGACCGGAGAUUCUGUCGUGGCUCUACUCCGUGUGGGUAACGCUUCAGUGAUCAAGAUCUUGACCGUUAAGUGAUUUCUCGACACACACAAAAAAAACACGAGUUUGUGUUUCAGCGUCGUUGAUUUUCUUGAGACAUAAACUCAAGUCUACGCGAUUUUAUAUAUUUUAAGAAAUCAAUAUUUAUUCACACACGGUUAUGUUUUGAUGGUAUGUUAUAUAUAAUGCAGUGGAUGGAUAUUCACCUU
Tarenaya hassleriana is the source of this 1895-nucleotide messenger RNA. Its product is annotated as probable pyruvate kinase, cytosolic isozyme. The transcript is spliced from 3 exons. The record is from RefSeq and is a predicted model, not a curated record. The coding region runs from base 211 to 1722 and encodes 503 amino acids. Gene Ontology annotation, molecular function: pyruvate kinase activity; magnesium ion binding; potassium ion binding. NCBI's taxonomy places the organism in Eukaryota, Viridiplantae, Streptophyta, Magnoliopsida, Brassicales, Cleomaceae. Gene Ontology annotation, biological process: glycolytic process. Gene Ontology annotation, cellular component: cytoplasm.